This is a messenger RNA of Caenorhabditis sp. 36 PRJEB53466, 7681 nucleotides long. The record is from the annotation of a GenBank genome assembly. Lineage: Eukaryota; Metazoa; Nematoda; Chromadorea; Rhabditida; Rhabditidae.
AUGAUCACAUUUUUUCGUGCUUUGCAGCGCUCUUUCUCGUCCAAACCCGUCGAACUCGUGCUUUUUUCUUCCCAAAACUGCUCAUUGUGCGUCCAUUUCGACAAACAGCUCAAGCAUUAUCUCAAGAAGUACCCCAACAUUACGGUUAUACAGAAAAAUCUAGAGAAGGAGACUCCUGAAACUAUUGAGGUGAGCCCACUCGUUAAUUUGUUUUUCGGAGCACUUCAAUUUUUAAAAAUUGUCUUUGAGAAAGAAACAAUUUUUUAUAAGACUGCAAGCAUGUUAUGUGCUCGUGUUUUUGAUACCCCCAAAAAAGAUUAUUUGGAAAUAAGUUUUAUGGGGUUAUUCAGGCUGUGAAAACAUGAUUGUUUUCCGUUUUUUUACGUCAAAAAAACCAAUUCAGCGAUGUAAAAAACGAAAAAAAAACGGAAGAAAAACAUACGCUGAAUAGCCCCAUUACUGAAUUUUGCUGGAAUUUUUUGGUUUAUUAUCAGAGGUCGAGUAAGGUUAAAAAAUUCUGCUCUUUUGGCGGUAUAUUUUCGCAUUGCUGUUUUUUCUUUUCUCGUUCACGGUUCAGUCUUUCCCAGAAAUACAAGUACGAUAUUCCGGUUCUGGUUCACGGAGAGAAGAUUAUAUUAAAACAUCGAUUCAGCGGAGCAAUUCUCCAAGAAAAUAUCGCGGCUAAUAAAUGACGAAUAAUAAAUCGAAAGAUAGGGACGAAGUGGUGGAUUUGAUUGCGGUUCAUGGAGGUGCAUGUGCCAAGUUUGAUCCGAGUUUGGCUGAAGAUUGUCGCUAUGCCUGCGGAACAGGAACUGUUGAGAACGCGUUGACGGUGAUUCAGCAACGAAUCAGAAUUGUAUUUACUAUUCUCUUUCCAGGAUUUGGAAAGAAUUGAAAAGUUCAAUUGUGGCUUUGGCUCUCAUUUGACAAUCGACCAAGAAGUUGAAUGCGAGGCCUCCUACAUGACAUCCAAAAAUAUGAAGUUGUCAUGAGAAGAUGAACAUUGUAACUGUCAGUUUUUGUUCAGUUUUGGAGCGGUCGGCGCGAUUGCUAACGUCUUCCAUCCUUCCCGAGUGGCUCGUCAUCUGGCUCACAGCAACUGGUGGAAAAGGCGUCGUUUGCUACAUCCGUUGAUCCUCGUGGGCCGUGGAGCAGAGAAAUAUGCUGUUAAAAAUGGUAAGCGGAAAUAACGAAAAAUAGGAGAACUCACUUUGUUUCUUCGAGAUUUUCCAACGUGCAGUCCCGAGGAGCUGGUUUCCGGUUCGGCGAAGGAAAGUUACGAAAAGUACUUGCACCGGAUGCUACACCCCUACGAUACACAUGAUACUGUCGGAGCCAUCUCUAUCAAUACGAAUGUGAGUGAAAUGCAGGUCUGGAGAUGUGAGCAGAGAACUUUUCAGAAUAUGGAAGCCGAAUCUGGAACUUCGAGUGGUGGAAUCGUCUUGAAACAUUCCGGUCGAUUGGGUCACAGUUGUGUGUACGGCAGUGGAACGUGGUCGGAGAAAAGACAGUACGAAGAGCCGUUCGACGAGAUCAGCGAAAGAACCAUCUCGAUUUGUUCGACCGGACAUGGCGAGUCCCUCGUGAAGGCAGAUUUCUGCAGAGGAAUUGCGUCCCGAGUACUGUGAGUUUCUAGGAAAUUGAGAAAUAUUGAUAAACCCGAUUCGGUGUCAUAAAAGAGCAGAAAGCAGUCAUAGCAAUUACUGCUUGAAAUCAGAUGAGCAGUUGCAGAUGACGGGACCGCAUGUGCUCUAAUUGUCUUAAUCGCUCUGUCUCGUAUCAUUUCGUUUUUGCAGCGACGACGAGGAAGGGAUUAUGUACAGUGAGAUCAUCCGCGGGUUUCUACGCGAAAAAGUAGAGCCGUGAGUUCACCUUCCCCCUCUCUCCGCGCUCUAACUCAUUGAUUUUCAGAGGUGCGCGCUUUGGUGGCAUUGCAUUGAUCGCCGAUAAAUUCCGCGAGCGAAUGUCUCUCGAGUUUCUCAUUUUUCACAAUUGUCGUUAUCUUCCGGCGGCGGUUCGCGGCCGUGACAAGCAGAUCCGCGUUUUCGAAUCUCAAUUCGAUCCGGACAAUUGUAGUGGUGAUAAAUUUGUUAUCGAAUCAUUUAAUAUGCAAUAAUAAAAGAAAAGCGACUAUAACCAUGGUAUUUCUUAUAGUCUUUUUGUAUUAUUUCUUCCGUUCAGCACUGCGUUCUCCUCGCUCCAAGAUCUCUGCUAUUUUUUCUCGCUCAUGAAAAUUUUAUCGCUUAUAAAUGUGGAAUACCUUCUUCAGAACUGACGAUGCCGAGACAUCGUCCACCUGUUCACGCGGCGCCAGUACCGGCUUCUCCGGUUCCUGACGAUGAAGACGACGAUAUGCAGUUAGACGGGGCUGGAGCGAACCCAAUGAGGUGAGAAUGAAAAACUGGAAACAAAUUGGUUGGACAUCUUUUAAAAGCUUUCAAAAAUCGUCAAAAUUUUAUAUAAACCGGAAAUCUUUCAGUUCGUUCAAACUCAUAGCUGAAAUGAUCGCCGAAACGGAUGUAAAUCUCCCGACAGAUACAAUCGACGCGGAAAUAGCUGCCUUUUCUAAGUUUUCGGACACCGGCGAUUUUAAGGGAAUCCCGGUUCAUUUUGAUGCGCUCAGUUCUCUCUCCAGAAGAGCUUCAACAUACGAGAACUGGGACCGUCGAUUCAUACUCGCCGAGUAUCUCACUGCAUGUACGAAGCCACCGCUUCUUUUUUAACUUCUAAACUUUCUUUCCAGGCUGGGCAGACCUCAAACGCGAAUUAGAAUUUUACAUUUCUCGUUAUCUGAAUGACAAAGAACAUCAUGUUCUCGAUGUGGAAUUAGUGCACGCCACCUGCAUGUUCGUCAUCCUCAUCGGCAGAAUGACCGUCCAACUGCAGCUCUACGUGUCCAAACAGAAUGCGAUACAGAGCCAGGCAAAACGAGCAGCAAAAGGCCGUCCCCUCGAAGCAGAUCCAGAUGGAGAUUUGAUAAAAUGGAGAGAAGUGCAGAGACACCGAGUACGUGAAUACACUUGUUGUUCAUUCAAAAUCCAGUUGUUUUCCAGAUGAUCAACUGUUUGAUCGAAUUGCUUGAACUUCGUGUCGAUACUGUGAACGGUACAAAACGAAGGGCAAUCCAGUAUUUGUUCGCUCCGGAGCCAAUGGAACCCGAUUUCUUACAGUACAUCCCUCUUUCUUCCUUUCAGACAAACUCAUGUUUAUUCAGACGAUUUCUGGACACCGUCACUGGCCUUCUGGAAGACCCAGAGAAUAUGACACGAGCCAAUCAACAGUGGAUCGCUCAUUACUUCAGAAUCUGGAAGAUUCUGGCUGCUGACUUUGGACUGUCGACGAGUGACAUUUAUGAAGUUGAACUCUGUUUAAAUCCUGUUUUCAGACGUCGCCAACUGUAUGUUCACCGACACUCUCGAGUUGAAUUACCUCGAAGCGGCCAGCACGUUCCCGUUCAUCGAGCCCCUUGUCCAUCUGAUGAAAGAGAAUUCGGCGAGCGGCGAGUCCAGAAUAUACCGUGAGUGCAGCUCUCUUCACUUGAUUCGUCUAUCGGCUCUAUUUCAGAACCUCUACGUGUCGUACUCGAAAUGAUUGUUCGACGUGCUUGCGGACUCUACGGCGGAGACCGUCUCGACCGUCCGCCUCCGAAAGCCUACUGCAUGCUCAUCCAGUCUUUGGCUGUGAAUGCUCACGAUAUCAUGCUCCAAGACGUUCUCAGAGUGUGCGAACUGCUCCAUAACCCUCAUCCGAACGUCCGCAUAGCUACUCUUCAAGCACUCGCUGAUAUGUUCUCGUCUCCGUAUCUUUCUCCAACCCUCUGUGCUCAGUUUGCUGGUCGAAAACAUAAGCGACUCAUUAUUUUUGAAAAGAUAGUGAAUCACGCGAACGACGAGGCGACGAACGUGCGCGCGAAGGCUGUUUCACUGUUGCGCCUUCUGAUGGAGAACCGUCGGAUCCCCGAUGAGUUCAUGUGCAAUGGUCUGCUGACGUUUAUCGGUCGGCGGAUGAAUGACAAAUCGGUACAAGUUCGCAAGGCUUCCAUUCAGUUCCUCACAGUGUUCCUGGAUAACAACAGACAUGGUCACGAUGUAAGGGGGAAUUCCGGAGAAACUACAUAAAUUCAUACAUUUACAGUUCAACAGACAAGAUCAUCUAAUCAAAUUGUUUGAAUUCAGUAGACAGUUGAGACUGGCCGAGAAUCCGAGAAUGAAGGCUAUCAGUGAUGCCGAGGAAGCAUUCAAUGUGAAAAUUUCUCGUUGCAAAACUUCAUUGAUGCGAGACAUUGCUCUUUUUUUGAGAGGAGGAAUCAAAGCGAAUAGAGACGUGUAAGAAGAAUGAAGCGCGGUAUAAAGCGAAUCAAUUAAAUUACAGCAAUAUCGGCGAUGCUCUGGAAAACGUGACUGAGGUCGGAGGCGGAUCGCGUCUUGUCGCGUACUACUCUGCAAUUGACGGUUCUAUAUUGUAAAUGAAACGAAUUGCAACCAGACCAUUAUUUGAUAUUUCAGCAAUCGUGAACCGGCUUACAAAUCUAAUCCGAGAAAAGAACCGGAGAGUGGAGCCGUCGAUGACAUACUGGACUGGCUGAUUCGUCGAGCUGGAACAGAUUUCAUUGAAUAUAAAGUACUGUUUUUGAAAAUUUAAACUAAGGAAAACGGUUUUGCUUCAGGUUCAACAGAGUUUGUCUGGAAUGGAAUCAGCUGUGGAAUUGGAACAAGCCAGAAAGGAUCAGGACCAUCAGGUGCUCCAACACCGCGCUCAACUCCAGCAAUUGAUCAACAAGAUGUGCAUGGAAAUGGAGAUUUCGAAUCUCAUCGACCUUGCUCUGAGAUGUGUUUUGAUGGGAGAAACCGCAGAAAUCAAGGAAGGAAUCAAGUUCCUGACACGCUGCAAACUCUUCGAAAUCACCGGCGCGGAUGCUGCGAUCAGGUCGAUGUGCUCAUUAGUUUGGAGGCCGGCAGCUGAUGUUAUUACCGAAUUAAUCGAUGCCGCCGAGUCAAUGUUUAUCAGUAGAUUGGAUGGGAAUGAGAAGGCAUCCGAAAGAGACAAGUCAACAGUCGAGAAUUUGAUGAAGGCGAUGAGCGGAGUAGCCGAAAAGGACCGUCCGUCUGUAGAGGAAGUAAUAUAUCUCUUGGCUGCAGGCGAUUCGGACGGAGACGAUAGAAGCAACAAGAAGAGACGGCCGAUCGAACCGAAUGUGAUCACGAGACUUUGGGGAAUCGCCCUAGAUACUUCGAACAGAGCCACUCAAAGAAAGGUGGACGCUCUCCGUAUUCUCUAUCCUAUCUCACGAACCGAGAAAGGAAUCCCAGAGGCUCGUACUCGCCUCCGCUCUCUUCAGAAAAAGUUAUCGGAAGAACCAGUUAUUGCCGUCGAAGCCCUUCGAAUCAUUUCGAUUCUCAACACUCCAACGAAAAGGGAGAAGGAAUUCAGUGCAAUCCACCGUCCGAUCUUCAGAAUUCACCAGGACGACUCUUUGUUCAAGUCUCUUGAGAAGCUUUUCUUCCACGAAGUUUUGAAGGUGAAUGAUGAUCCGAAACGUGACUGGUUCGGAAUCAUCCGUCUGACGAUCACAACCAUUCUCAACGUGUCAAUGGACGUGAACGUAAUGCUUCCGAAGCUCGCUGCUCACUUUAUGCAUCGUGCCAAGAAGGUUUCCGAGUUCUACAUGUUCCAUGCCAAGCAAGCUGAGGAUGAGACGGAUGCGUUCAGAGCUGAGAAUGCGGCCCGUCGUCGCGAUUACUGGGCUCUCACUUGGUGUCGUGUAAUGGAAAAGUUGAUAGCGUUCUGCGGAGAAGUGGCCGUUCAGGUGCACGCUUACAUCCAAGUGACCCUGCCGAAGCUGCACAGCCGAUACGUGAACAAGAUGUUGGAGGCAGAGAAGGACGACAGGGAUAUUCGCGAAGAGCCGGUCCGUCUGCUCACCGACCUGGAGAAGUCGAUCGCACAAAAAAAGACAAUCUUCUCGGUGCCGAGAGACACUGCGCCAGGCACUGCUGCCAACGAACUACAUCAUCUCGUUUCGUUGAUGUGCGACAAGAGGCUGUUUCUGCCAAACAAACUUCUCGGAAGACUCCUUCCGAUUGUUGUGUACUUUAUGCGUUGCAAGACCAUGCCCACUCGGAUCAAACAGGCCGCAAUGGUUGCCUACGGAAAAUUCAUGCCAUUGAGGUAUCACUUGAUCCCUUUCUUUUCCAAAUGCAUCUAUUUUCAGUGCGGAAAUCUCUUCAUUCGCUGCUCCUUCAUUCUUCACCGUCAUGGUCAGUUCUCCAUCGGAUUUGGUCCGCUGCAAUCUGAUCGCCGCCUGUUGUGACUUCGCAUUCUCCCAGCCGACUCUCUUCGAACUCUACGCCCCGUCCCUUUUCAGAAUGUUCGUUCCUUGUCAAGUUCAUCUGUGAAAUCAGUCUCUUCCAGGUCUCAAGACGAAUCCGCUGCUGCUCGGGAAUCUGCCAUCCUUGUCCUGUCGCAUCUGAUGAGCAACGACAUGAUCCAGACGCGCGGAGUGCUCUCGGAGCCCGCUCGUUGCAUUUGCGACAACACGAGGGCUGUCAAAGAAGCUGCCCAGUCGUUCUUCAGAGAGCUCAACUCUCGCAGUGACACAAUCAUUCAACUGCUCCCCGAAUUCUUGUAUCGUCUCUCGUGCACUGGAGAACGAAUGCCCUUCAAGUCGUACAAAGUGGUCUUCGAGUAAGUGAAAAUUGUUUGAGUGAAAAAAAAACAACGGUUCUUCAGGUUCCUCAUCCAAUUGCUCAAAGAAAAAACGAAGACGAACACCGAAUCUAUGAUUGACCGAGUCUGCCUCAAAUUCUCGGGAAUCGAGUGAGUUUCUCCUUCCGUCCAAUACAACCAACAAAUAUUUCAUUUUCAGUAUGAACGACACGGAAGCUCCCAAAUAUCUACUCGUUGCCCUCGGAAAGUUUGCACAGAACGACGGAGGAAUUCAUAAGGUAAAGAAGGCGAGGUAGUGCAACUUUAUAGCCGAAUGAUUUUCAGCUUCAAGACAACUGGCGUCACUGGAGCAAGUUCCUGUGUCACCCAUCGGUCGCCAGAGAGUACCGUCAGAUGCUGGAGCAUCUGGAGAGUUCAUCGAAGAACGAAGAUUUCAAGAGCCAGUGCAACGAGCUCAUCGCCAGCAUCGAUAAGAUCCAAGAGGAAGGACUCACGAAGAAUGACAUGGCCGCUGUGCCCUCCACCACAAAAGUUAGUUUUUUUUUCUGUGAGGGAUUCGGGAAAUAAAAGGGGGAUCAUAAACUUUUGAUUGCUGUAGCGGGUUUACCCUUCGCAUUCGUUGCAAACCGAAAUGCAAAGUCUCGUCACCUCUCUCCUAUUUCUGCUUUUAACCUUCCAUUCCGCACCCAGUGUCAUCAUUGAGAACAAAGACGGAAUAAUGAAGAAGGGAUACUCGGGAGGACCAUAUUUUGGCUAAUCAUGUUCUUCUGCAAUAAAAACAUCUGAGCAUCAUCCGUUCUUUUCAAAAUUCGAAUGUAAACAAUAAUAGUCAAUUUUGAUUCAGAGAGGUGGACGCGGAAGAAAAGCAGCACCGAGAGGAGGAUCUCCGGCAUCUUCAGUUCAACGGGCUCCUCGCAGACGUCGUCGUCAAGCCACUCCGUCUUCUGACGAGGAAGACGAAGACAUGGAUAAUCAAUCGGAUGACGAGCAACGAUCCGAUUCGGACUCUGACUAA